Molecule: messenger RNA, 822 nt
Organism: Purpureocillium lilacinum
Lineage: Eukaryota; Fungi; Ascomycota; Sordariomycetes; Hypocreales; Ophiocordycipitaceae
Source: RefSeq, a predicted model, not a curated record
AUGAAGACCUCUUUCCUCGCUCUUUCCGCCCUCGCGGGUGCCGCUCUGGGCCACACCGGCAAGCAUCUCGAUGACGACAAGCCCAUGUUCUUCAACACGGAGUGGAAGGUCGUUGCGCGCCAGGACUUUGCUCUCAGCUUUGGCGGCUGCCACUCGGGCUGCACCAUCUCUCUCCAGAACGGCGCGACCGAGAACAGCAUGAAGGACGUCAAGGUCCUGACCGAGCAAACGUCCGGUAGCACCUUCAACGUCAACCUCGAAAGCGUACCCGCCGGUGUCUGCGCGUUCAAGAUCAUCAACAACAGCUCGCGCAAGGAGAACUAUGGCCAGAAGAUUGACUUUGAUGGCCCGAUCGCCCCGGCCGAUGCUCCUCCCUCACCGACCGGGAUCGCGCCGGAGGGUUCUCUGCCGACGAGGAUUGGCAACUUGCCGAUCGGCUCUCUACCGACGGGGAUUGGCAAGUUGCCUAUCGGCUCGCUGCCGGUCGGCGGUCUUCCGUCGGGGCUCAGCACCGUCCUCCGUCCGAUCCACCACCAGUCGACCGCUUCGGGGAUCGUGCCUGCGAUUACGAUUCCGCCGGUUAAUGUGCCGGCUGUCGCCACUACCUCGCCGUCUGAUGUUGGCGAGCCAGUGCCUACCACUGGAGUCGUGCCGCCUAACACCACCGCGGUCGGGGGCACUGGCGACCUCGGAAAUGCUACCUCCUCCGUGGACCCGUCUUCUCGGCUGCCCACGACCGUCAUCAGCAGCGUGGCUGGACGUGCCGCAUCUCCUAUGGCGCUCCUAGCGGGCGUUGUGGUCGCCGCGGUGUACUUCCUUUGA